ACCGGAAGUGACCUUGGUUUGUAAGUGCAACCUUCAAACGAACCUUCCUGGACCCAAAUCUCGAGUUUCCGGUCCAAAAACUGAACUCCGGAUCUUUACAGGUACGCGGCUGCAGCGGUUCGGAUCAGCUGAUCCACCGGAACCAUGAAGCUGCUGGUCCGAACCGGAACCGCCUUGUUGGUCGGAGCGGGAGUCGGAGCCGCAGUGAGCAACCGGCUGAGCUACAGAAGCCGAGCUGAGGAGCAACAAGCCGGUCCACUGGGGUGGGUUCCGGUCCUGCCGGUACCGGAGAAUCUGACCGUCCGGGCCUCCGAACUCGCCGUGAGUCCAGGUAACUCUGGAGCUGUGAUGAAGUAUGGCUUCCCCUCACUGGCCAACGUCCGGUCCAGAGAGUCCUACGUCACGUCGUACGAUCCUCGCACACGCACGGCAUCCUGGGUAAUUGAGAAGCUAAACCCCGCCUCUCUGACAGGUCCAUCAGACAGGAAGUGCUGUGAGUUCAAAGAGGACGACAGCGUCCACGUCUUCCACAGAGCCACGAACGCAGACUACAGGGGGAGUGGCUUCGACAGGGGUCACCUGGCUGCUGCAGCCAAUCACAAGUGGAGUCAAAAGGCCAUGGAGGACACCUUCUACCUGAGCAAUGUGGCUCCACAGAACCCUCACCUGAACCAGAACACCUGGAACAACCUGGAGAAGCUCUGCCGCUCUCUGACCAAACACUACCUCAACGUCUACGUGUGCACUGGCCCGCUCUACCUGCCCAGGCAGGAAGACGACGGGAAGCUCUACGUCAGGUACCAGGUGAUUGGACGGAACCACGUCGCCGUGCCAACUCACUUCUUCAAGGUGCUGAUUCUGGAGCAGUCGGACGGCCGGGGGGUGGAGCUUCGCUCCUACGUCUUACCCAACCAGCCGGUGGAUGACAAGCUUCCUCUGGAGCGUUUCCUGGUUCCCAUAGAAACCGUCGAGCGAGCGUCGGGACUGCUGUUCGUCCCGAACAUCAUGAAGCGGACAAGCCGCCUGCAGGCCAUCAGCGACAAGUGAACUACAGCUCCCACAAUCCCCUGCUGCAGGCAGUGGGUCGCCAUGGGGACGCAUCGUCGUUUCCUGCAGUUUUCAUUAAAGGCAGCUGAUCUGAAA
Poecilia reticulata (guppy) is the source of this 1143-nucleotide messenger RNA. It is a transcript of the gene endog, whose product is annotated as endonuclease G. Gene Ontology annotation, biological process: apoptotic DNA fragmentation. The record is from RefSeq and is a predicted model, not a curated record. Gene Ontology annotation, molecular function: RNA endonuclease activity; nucleic acid binding; metal ion binding. NCBI's taxonomy places the organism in Eukaryota, Metazoa, Chordata, Actinopteri, Cyprinodontiformes, Poeciliidae. Gene Ontology annotation, cellular component: mitochondrial inner membrane; nucleus.